Messenger RNA from Arachis stenosperma, 615 nucleotides. RefSeq lists its product as uncharacterized. The record is from RefSeq and is a predicted model, not a curated record. The transcript has a single exon. The coding region runs from base 1 to 615 and encodes 204 amino acids. NCBI's taxonomy places the organism in Eukaryota, Viridiplantae, Streptophyta, Magnoliopsida, Fabales, Fabaceae.
AUGGCUAAAAAUUUUGAUGAUAUGUUUAAUGAGGCUUUGUAUGGUAAAAGUAGACGGCAAGAUAACACAGUCAUAGAUAAUUGGAUCGAUAAGUGUUUACUUCAAGAUUCAGAAGAAGAAGAUAUCGAUAGAAGCUCUAUCCUAAUUACUCGUAGAUGGAUCAACAGAGAUCGAGAAAUAGGACAUGAUCGCCUUUUUCAAGAUUACUUUGCAGAUGAACUGGUGUAUAAUGCUGACAUUUUUCGACGGAGAUUUCGAAUGAGAAAACAUGUGUUCCUUCGGAUAGUAGAUGCUCUCUCAAACGUCUAUCCGUAUUUCCAACAGAGGGUUGAUGCAACUAGAAGAAGAGGCUUGUCACCACUCCAGAAAUGUACCGCUGCGAUACACAUGUUAGCAUAUGGCAUAGGAGCUGAUGCUGUUGAUGAUUAUGUGCGCAUAGGCGAGAGCACUACAAUUGAAUGCUUGGAAAAAUUUGUUGAAGGUGUCAUUUCGGUGUUCGAAAAUGAAUACUUGCGAAAAUCCAAACCAAAUAACGUACAACGCCUGCUACAAAUGGCGGAGGGUCGUGGCUUCCCUGGCAUGUUGGGUAGCAUUGACUGCAUGCAUUGGCAAUGA